UGGAAGAGCGCCUCUGUUAUGCAGCAAUGAAAGGGGAUCUAAAAUCAUUGCAAGAAAUAAUCGCAAUAGAUGGUUCCAUUCUAGAUAGAGUUUUGGUGGGAAUUUUCAGAGGGAAAAAUCCUCUUCACGUGGCCAUAUCAACAGGGCAAACACGAUUUGUCUUAAAACUUUUGGAAAUUAAACCAGGACUUGCAGAAGUUUUAGAUACAGAACUUGGCGCGGCCAUUCACAUAGCAUCGGCUAAAGGGCACCUUGAGAUUGUGAAAGCUUUAGUGAACGUUAGCCCUGAGAUGUGCCUAGCUCGUGAUGGAGAUGGUAAUAGCCCUGUUCACAUCACUGCAAUGAAAGGUCAACUUCAAGUGUUGGAAGAGUUGGUUCGAACCAAUACCCACAUAGCUCAAGUUAAGGUGAAUCGAGGCGAUACCAUCUUGCACUUAUGUGUGAAGUAUGACCAGUUGGAGUGUCUAAAACUACUUCUACAAAUGAUUCCAAAUCCAUAUUUUGUCAAUGACAUCGAUGUCGAUGGCAACACCAUAUUGCAUCUAGCAGUUUCUGAAAAACGACCGGAGAUGAUCAAACAUGUGCUUAGCUACGAGAAAAUAGUAGCUGUGAAUGCAAUAAACAAAAGUGGGCGAACAGCGCUGGAUAUUCAUCUGCAAUUCCCAGCAGGAAAUCAAUCAGAUUCGGAGAAUAUUACAGACAUCUUACUUGAUGCUGGGGCCAAAAGAUUUAAAAGAGGCAAACAGGGCACUGUCGGGGAUGAUCGCCUUGAGCCUUCGUGGCAGACCAAGAGAAGGAAUACCUUUAUGAUUGUAUCUUCACUGAUCGCGACAAUGGCAUACCAAGUCGGGGUGAAUCCUCCCGGCGGUGUUUGGCUAGACGAUGCAGAAGAACACAAAGUCGGGAAAGCUAUACUCGCUUAUAACUACCCUGAUUUUUACCCAAUCUUCAUGUGCUUAAACACGGCUGGAUUCCUCGUGUCUCUAACCACGAUCUUGCUGCUCAUUAUUUCCUUGCCAGAGCGAGGAUGGGGUCUAAGGUGGGCUCAAGCUUUCAUCUCGUGGUGCACGAUCCUGACAACGGCUUUUUCUUACACAUUUUCCGUCAUUGCUAUUUCACCGGCAGGGAAGAAGUAUAUAUACGAAAGGGACGCAAGCAAAGCAAUUAAAUUUACGGCUCUGGCGUGGGCCGUUGUGAUGUCGCUUAUCUUCGUAUGGCACUUGCUUCUUUUGACAAUUGGGAUUCUGAAAGAGCAAAGGGGUCUAAUGAAGUGCAUGGAUAAGCUUUUCAAGGUCGUCAAAGGUAGGCCGACAUCACUUCCAAACUCGGUUUAGCAGGAACGGGCCCAAUGUUUGAUCUUUUCAUGCUCGUGCUGUGAGUUUUCUUCCAACAAGUGUUACAAUACACACCCUUCUUGUUGCAUAAGUGUACUGUAGCACAUGUAGUAUGAACAUAAGGAAUG
This is a messenger RNA of Rhododendron vialii, 1462 nucleotides long. Its product is annotated as ankyrin repeat-containing protein At5g02620-like. Gene Ontology annotation, molecular function: protein phosphatase regulator activity; protein phosphatase 1 binding. The transcript has 2 exons. The record is from RefSeq and is a predicted model, not a curated record. Bases 27 to 1334 code for a protein of 435 amino acids. Gene Ontology annotation, cellular component: plasma membrane. Lineage: Eukaryota; Viridiplantae; Streptophyta; Magnoliopsida; Ericales; Ericaceae.